Thermothelomyces thermophilus ATCC 42464 is the source of this 1127-nucleotide messenger RNA. RefSeq lists its product as uncharacterized. The transcript has a single exon. NCBI's taxonomy places the organism in Eukaryota, Fungi, Ascomycota, Sordariomycetes, Sordariales, Chaetomiaceae. The record is from RefSeq and is a predicted model, not a curated record. The coding region runs from base 208 to 921 and encodes 237 amino acids. Gene Ontology annotation, molecular function: glutaminyl-tRNA synthase (glutamine-hydrolyzing) activity. Gene Ontology annotation, biological process: glutaminyl-tRNAGln biosynthesis via transamidation; regulation of translational fidelity.
UUUUAUCCAAUAAUUUGUAAAUUCCGUCCACGAACCAAAGUUUAAUCCCAACCUUAGGUGUACGUGUACUUGAUAGCACACUACAGAGUACACCAACGUAGCAGUACUGUACGCUCGCAGCUCCGCCUUAAGCUUCGAACCUAUCUCGUCUCAGCCUCUCGGGAAACGAUCCAAUACCGCAAACCAGACAAGGUCGCAGCAGCAAACAUGGCCAGCCCGUGGCCGUGCCGCGCCUUGCCGCGCCUCGCGGGGACACUGCGACUCCUAUCCCGCCAAACCGGCCAAACCCGCCAGUCUUCCUCGUCCUCCUCUCAGCCGUCCCACCACGACGCCCACCGGCCGCAACAUGACCCUUACGCCCUCCUCUCCAAGCCGACCUGGUCGGUCCGCACCCUCCUCCCGCCGUCCGCGUCACGAUCGCCUUCAUCAUCGCAACCACCACAAAAAGAACCCUCCAUCACGCCAGACCAGCUAAGCCACCUCCUCCGCCUCUCGGCCCUGCCGCAGCCCGCGGACGACGCCGAGGCGCGCCGCAUGCUGGCCGACCUGGACGCGCAGCUGCACUUUGUGCGCGACGUCCAGCGCGUCGACACCGACGGCGUCGACCCGCUCCCCUCGAUCCGCGACGAGACACCCGCGGGGCUGCGCGAGGCCACCGUCACCGUGGACACCCUCCGGCACGCGCUGGCCGAGGAGGAGGUCGUGGGCCGCUGCAGACGCCCGCGGAGGAGGAGGACGGGCACGGCGACGACGUCUGGGGGAAAAGGCGGGCAGGGGCAGAAGCAGAUCGAGGGCGUGGAGGACUGGGAUGUUCUGGGGUGUGCGGCGGAAAAAGUCGGGAGAUAUUUCGUUGUAAGGAGCGGGAAGGGCGCUGCUGCUACGAGCAAUGGGUUUGUGGAAGGGUUCGACCGAGGGUCGUAACUUUGGCGUGUGCCGCGCGCAGAACGCCAAAAGGACGUUGAAGCGAGGCAAACGCUAUGGGUUCAAUUCUGGACCCUCUUCAGUGCUUCUCCGGGGAGAGAAGCGGUGUUCUCAUCUUAUUCGGGCUUGUCCUGGUCACCAACAAAUCAGUCGACGCUACAGGGGCCCAAGCAUCAUCAUCAUCAUCAUCAUCAGGCUAUGCUGUC